UCUACUUGUAAACCGGAGAACAAUCUCUCCCAAAGUCCCAAUUUCACAGAGAGAAGCGAAAAUGGUGAAAUACAUGCUGGUGAUCAGUGCCGAGCUCGAGAACCUCACGAACCUUCAACCUCAAGGCGGUCGCGACGAUCCCACCUUCUCCUACUUCUUCAAGGUGAAAUGUGGUAACUGUGGAGAAGUGAGCCAGAAAGCAACUUGUGUGACACUGAAUGAGACCCUUCCGUCCCCACUAGGCAAGGGAACCACUAAUCUGGUUCAGAAGUGCAAAUUGUGUAAGCGGGAGGGUACUAUAACGAUGGUUCCUGGUUCAGGGUCUCCUUUAACCCAAGACAUGAGUGAGACUGGGAAAUUUUCCCCAUUGAUGUUAUUUGAUUGCAGGGGCUAUGAACCAGUUGAUUUUGUAUUUGGGCUUGGAUGGAAAGUUGAAUCUAUUGAAGGAACCAAAUAUGAGGAUGUGGACUUGUCAUCAGGAGAAUUUGCUGAAUAUGAUGAGAAAGGAGAGUGCCCAGUUAUGAUAUCAAAUCUUCGUUCUGCUUUUAAUGUGGUUAAGUAGGAUGUUGGUUGUGCAUUACUGGUGUUAUUGGCAUUGAACUAUAUCUGGAAUUGUUUUGAAAAAUGUUCAUUCUGGGGUUUAUUUUCAGUUAUACUGGAUAUCGCUUCUCUUGACCAUUUAGUCAUUCUCAAUGUUGAAAAAAUUUGGGGAUGUGAUAUGUUGAAGUAUGCUUGUACUAUGCCUAAAGCAAUGGAAAAGGAAUGUUUGAUGCU
Molecule: messenger RNA, 774 nt
Organism: Tripterygium wilfordii
Lineage: Eukaryota; Viridiplantae; Streptophyta; Magnoliopsida; Celastrales; Celastraceae
Product: CXXC motif containing zinc binding protein
Exons: 4
Coding region: 62-562 (166 amino acids)
Molecular function (GO): zinc ion binding
Source: RefSeq, a predicted model, not a curated record